GAAACUCAGUGGGCUGUCAGCCUAUUAACCAAGUUUAGAAUAGCUCAGGUACAGUUAAAAUAAGCCAUAAAAUAUUGUAGCACAUCACUGUGCGAUUGUACCGGUUGAUCCGCCGCCUUAGACUUAAUUCUAUCAUAAUAUUCAGUCCUGAGAACCGCUGGACGCAAGACGGACGACAUUACAAAACUUAAUAAAAUUUUAUAAGUGCAUUAAAAUGGUGGACUCGAAAAUAUUUGCUCUUGUACUUGCUUGUACAUUUGCUGUUGGUUAUGGGGUUGAUUCAACAAACUAUGACCUCAGCAGGAAUAGGCCCAGCAUCGGUAGCGGCGGUGCUGGCUACGGGAACUACUACCCUGGGCAGUAUCCGGGCAAUUAUCCGAGCAACUACCCGCAAGGUCCAGGGGUAUAUCCGAGCGGUCCGGGAUACCCGGGUCAGUACGGCCCGGCGGGACCGCCCGGGGCUCAUCCCGGUUGCCCCCUAUGUGAUUCGUCAGUGUAUAGUUACUGUUCGCGUAAACAAGCCCAUGAUUCCUGCUGCUGCGAUAAUCCUUCUUUUCCCGGCUAUGGAUGUCGCAAAACGGACUGCAAGUUCCUGUACGCCAACUCUUGUGAAGAAUAUCAGUUGAUCUCCAACUGCUGCUGUGUGGAUCUUCAGAAGAAUUCCGUGGACACGCCUGUCGUGGCUCCAUUAAUCUAAGCAUAAUUGAGCACUUUAACUUUACCAUUUGUUCCAUCUGUUUUGAUUGGAUUCGCAUUGUGAACGCAUAAAGUUAAGAUAAUACAAAGAGAAAAAUAUACUUUAAAGCAAGCUAAAGUAAUUUUGGUUAACAUUAAAAACGAUGUCAUUAAACAAUACAAUAUAAUAUAAUGUAUGCGACAUAUGGACGUACUUUUUGUAUCACAAAAACGUACUGAUACUUUCUCUGAGAAAAUCAAUAAUGAUAAUUUAGACUGUAAUAUAGAUGGGAAGUCAAAAUAAAUCGAUUUAGAUAUUUAGUUGUACACUACGAGAGGUUUGAAGCUGCAGACUGUGACAACUCACCUUCUGCUAGGCACUUAGAAGAAAAAGAGCAUAACAAUUUUUUUUACGACUAUUUUAUUACAUGAAAUUUUAUUUUAAAACCAUCCAUGAUCUAUUUUUUAACAAACAAACACAAAAUGUGAUAAUACUGUCGAAGUAAUGUGUAUGUAGGCAUGUGUUAGAUUUAUUUUUAUUUGGUAAUUUGUACGGUAGGUAAAAGGCAAUUAAUUGUCUUGACUCGACGGUAAUAACCACUAAAUACAUUUAUUUUUGUCAAUUUGAAUACUGUACGUAACGUGUGCGAUUGUUAAAUUCACAAUAAAUAUAUGUAAUUAAUA
Bombyx mori (domestic silkworm) is the source of this 1359-nucleotide messenger RNA. RefSeq lists its product as uncharacterized. Lineage: Eukaryota; Metazoa; Arthropoda; Insecta; Lepidoptera; Bombycidae. The record is from RefSeq and is a predicted model, not a curated record. The coding region runs from base 215 to 697 and encodes 160 amino acids. The transcript is spliced from 4 exons.